CCUCAGCGUGCAGCCGCGAUCCGCAAACAACAAACGCCGUUUGCUCCACUAGCUUGUUUUGCAAAGUGAAAAUUCGGUGGCCGACAUGCCCCCGUGGAGGCCCGCAGCGACGAGUGGCCGCCUCCGCGUCCCCCCAUCGGCCGCCGAGCAGCAAAUUCGCAGCAGUGCCAAAUCGUCGUCUACAUGAUGUUGGCCACCGCGACACUGGCAAUCGCCACUCUCUCGCUCCUAACUGCCAGCAAGGCCGCGGCCAAAUACUGUGAUGGUGGCCACUAUUGUGCACCGCCUAAGGAGUGCUGCACCGGCGGCUGCUGCUACAACGUUUACACACCCCCUAUUUAUCGGCCUCCAGUUCCUCCGACCAGCCUCCUCAACGUUAUCUUUUGGAACCACUGGCAUUUCUGGGCGGUGGUCACAGCCAUCGCUGUCCUGUUCCUGGUUGGAUGCUCAAUUUGGCGGCGCCGCCGGUCCAUUAUCCGCUACUGCCAGGGAUGCUGCUAUUGCUGCCAGCAGUGUGAUUCUGAGUCUAACAGAAACGACGACAUGAGCUCGGAAUCGGGCACAACUUACUACGCACCUCCCAACUACAGUCGGAGUAACUCAUUUCACCAUUCUCCGCCACCUUACAACGAGGUGACAGCGAAGCCCGAUUUGUACCCUUUGGUUAUCAGUUUUGGGGGUGAUCAAGGGAAGAGUGUGCCUGGUAGCUGCCUAAUGGUGCAGUACUUCAGAAACUACCUUGUUCGUCCUGUCGGUUCACUCUCGGCAGCAAGCACCGUGGACAGCCUAAAUUCGGCCUUUAUGUGCGCCGACGUGCCACCCCCUUAUCCAGGUCAAGCCCCACCAAGCGCAGCACCUUCUCCACCACCCUCAUCUUUAAUGCUGCCAUCAUGUUGUGUCACUGACUUUGGAGGAUUGUCAGGCUCAGAAGUCAGCAGUCUUGGACUCGGCACCCCAGUUUCCCCUCCGCAAGCUACGACUCCCACAGGAAACAACAGACUCUUCCUGCCUCUGGAUUCUUGCGAUGGACCCCAAGAGCUGCACGAAGAAGCGGCCGAAUUGCGCGCCCUUUUGGACAAAAUUCAGGCCUUGCCGACCGCAACCCCCGUUUCACCAGUCGAGUACGGGGACAACGAGCAGGAAGUUGCAUCGCAGAAAAGUCGCACACCUUGGCCCAGCCAUUCUAAAAGUGGCUACACGCCCCUAAGCCAAGGAAACCCUCCACUUCUGCAACCAAAGCGAUCGCGCAGGGCGAGCUGGCUGUCCCUGACCUCACCGCGAAACGCUUUGCCGCCCAGCAGCCUUGGUUUUGGCAGCGUCUCUUCCCGAUCGGCACCCACAACUCCAAGCACCCAUUUGGCGCCACCCCUCCUAACAGUGCACACCGGCCGCGAGGGCAGCAGUCCUUUGCUGGAGGACAGUUCCGAGGACGAAGACGCCGAAAUGAACGCUGAGGAUUUUGCGCCAAGGUAGUUCUGGCACCGACCGACCUAAAGCUCUUGCCACUCAAAGUGAGAUCAGUGAUUGAAAUUUUCUCGACAAAGUCCCCCCAAAGACUAUACCUGCAGCAUUUUUAGCAGGAGAGAGAUGCGCUGAGUUUUGUGUGGGCGGAUUUGAGAAGAUUUUCUUGUAUUAUAAAACCUUUUUUAACAUAAUAAUGUCGCUCACUGUUGUGGAAUUAAGUCAGGUAGUCUCACAAGACGAGAAGAGGCCGCAGUUUGUAUUUAAGAUUUGCAAAUUUUCAAGGCAGAUUUUGCCAAAUCUUAAACAUUCAUUUUUAAGAGUGAGUUGGAUUUGAGCGCUUAGAAAGGCUUAGCGUUUAGUUGUUACUAAGAUAAUGUAAGGUACCUCAAAUCUGUAAGCGCAGUUCAUAAUUUCACACUUACGUCGAUUCUUUGAGAUUAUUAUGAUACAAAAGCAUAUGUUUGAAGUAACUUUUUAGACCUCAAGUCAUCGAAAAGCAAGUACGAAACUGUAGAAAUCACAAAGAUGAAAUGAUAUAAAUUUGUGGUGUUGUAUGCAUGUCCUAUUGUUACUUGUUAGAAAAGAAAAUUUAAAGGCGUGCAAUAAAAU
This is a messenger RNA of Neocloeon triangulifer, 2073 nucleotides long. RefSeq lists its product as uncharacterized. Gene Ontology annotation, cellular component: cytoplasmic vesicle membrane. Bases 184 to 1473 code for a protein of 429 amino acids. The record is from RefSeq and is a predicted model, not a curated record. NCBI's taxonomy places the organism in Eukaryota, Metazoa, Arthropoda, Insecta, Ephemeroptera, Baetidae. The transcript is spliced from 8 exons.